Molecule: messenger RNA, 1788 nt
Organism: Chenopodium quinoa (quinoa)
Lineage: Eukaryota; Viridiplantae; Streptophyta; Magnoliopsida; Caryophyllales; Amaranthaceae
Product: xylulose kinase-like
Exons: 9
Coding region: 208-1641 (477 amino acids)
Biological process (GO): xylulose metabolic process
Cellular component (GO): cytosol
Molecular function (GO): D-xylulokinase activity
Source: RefSeq, a predicted model, not a curated record
AAAGGCCGAGUUAGACAACUCGUGUUAGUUAAACCAACUUUUUUUUUUUUAAAUUUUUUUUAUUUAAUGAGAUAUCCAAUUUUUAAUUUUUAAUUUUUUGGCUCCUAUAUGGAAUUGCCUUCAAACCAAAAAGAAAGGAUUGGCUCUUGGUUAAGUUUGCCACAUUGCCUUAUCCUAGAGGAAUAGUGAGCAGAAAAUCAGGAAGAAAUGCAAGCAUCAGUCCACCCUAUAACAUGCUAUGUCUCCUUCUUUUCUCUCAUUCAUCAAGGAAAUGGUAGUAUAAAUGUACAUAAAGCAUUUAGAAGAGGAAAGGUUUAUUGCUCAAAGAUAUCAUCAUCAAUGGAGAACCCUGAAAAGGGCAAAAAUGGUAAUUCAGAACGAUUAUACCUUGGAAUGGACUUUGGUUCAUCAGGGGCUAGAUAUGCUCUCAUUGAUAAACAAGCCCAAAUCAUUGCUGAGGCCAAGAGAGAAUACCCUCUUUAUUUGGAUGGAGAAUCUGUUAACUGGGCGCGCUCAUGGAAAGAAACACUAUUUUCAUUGCUUGAAGACGUUCCAGUACAGCUUCGGCCUCUUGUUUGUUCCAUUUCCAUAGAUGGCACAUCUGCUACAACUAUGAUUGUUAACAGCUCUACAGGGGAGCCAUUAUGUAGGCCUCUUUUGUAUAAUGAGAGUUGCCCGGAUGCUUUACCAGCAGUUAAGUCUAUAGCGCCCCCAAAUCACACAGUCUGUACUGGCUCCUCUACGCUGUGUAAGCUGGUUUCUUGGUGGAAUUCUGACAGCCAGAACAAGGAUUCUGCUGCACUAUUGCAUCAAGCAGAUUGGUUACUUUGGCUGCUUCAUGGAAAAUUAGGCAUCUCGGACUAUAACAAUGCUCUGAAGGUUGGGUUUGACCCUGAGAUGGAUUCUUAUCCACCUUGGCUGCUGUCACAACCUUACUCGAGUGUUUUGCCUUCUAUUUUAGCUCCAGGAUCUGCAAUAGCAAAUGUCAAAGAGGAUGUCAGAAAAAGAUUAGGUUUCUCUGAGGAUUGCGUUGUUUGUGCUGGAACAACUGAUAGCAUUGCCGCGUUUCUUGCAGCUCGUGCCACAGAACCAGGAAAGGCGGUAACAUCUUUGGGUUCAACCCUUGCAAUAAAACUACUAAGUAAUACCAGGGUUGAGGAUGCGCGAUUUGGAGUAUACAGCCAUCGGCUUGAUGAUAUGUGGCUUGUUGGGGGAGCUUCGAACACAGGAGGGGCUGUCUUGAGGCAACUUUUUACUGAUGAGCAGCUGGAGAAGCUGAGUGAGCAAAUAAAUCCUGCACUACCUUCUUCUCUGGACUACUACCCUUUACCAGCUGCCGGGGAGAGAUUUCCUGUAGCAGAUCCUGACAUGCAGCCCAGAUUACAUCCGCGUCCUGAUAGUGAUUCUGAUUACUUGCAUGGUGUUCUAGAGUCCAUUGCACGCAUAGAGGCAAAAGGUUAUGGCCUACUUAAAGAUCUUGGGGCAACUGGAGCAGAUGAAGUUUUCACAGCCGGAGGUGGUGCAAAGAAUGAUAAAUGGACUAAAAUUCGAGAGAGAGUGCUUGCUUUGCCAGUCAGUCGUGCUGUUCAAACAGAAGCUGCUUAUGGUGCUGCUCUAUUGGCAUUGAAGGGUGCUAGAUAAUAAGAAAAUAAUCUAGCUUAUGCUUUACUACCACUGUUAGUAUAACUUGGAAGUCCCAAAUUAGGAUUUUGUCCUUAUCCUUUCUUGAAUUUGUGACUUGUGAAUGAGUGCUCUAAUUUUUUAUGGCUAUUUUUCUUCUUCUUCUUA